AUGACAUCUGGUACAGGUGAAUCUUGCAUAGGACUACAUUGCCAUCCUGAAAUCAUUUUAAAGCCUAGCAAUCAUUCUUACAUGAAUCAUACGCUCAGCCAGCAUAACAUUACUGAUAGUAUUGACCAUUCAAAAGUAAAUAAGAAAUGCUGUCAGAAUGGAGGAAUUUGUUUCCUGGGAUCCUUCUGUAUUUGUCCUCCACAAUUUACUGGUAUUCGGUGUGAGCUCAACAAGUAUCAAAAAAGUUGUGGCAGCAUCCCUCAUGGAGAAUGGAUAAUUCAUAAAUGCAGGUUUUGCAGAUGUGUGUAUGGUGUCCUUGGCUGUCUUAAUUCUGCAGUGGGAUGUGAUCAAGAUAGGGAAGAUAGACAAAAUUACAAUGAAGAUGGCAAAGCUGAACAUUUUCAAAGCUCCACCGGAUCAUCUUUACAACAAAAUAUUAUUGCAUUUUCCUUAACCUUUGCUACUACUUUUGCAAUAUCUAAAAUGUGUUUAAGCUUUAUGAUUAGUCUCUAUUUUUCGCAUAAACAGACCUCUUAG
Spea bombifrons (plains spadefoot toad) is the source of this 537-nucleotide messenger RNA. Its product is annotated as teratocarcinoma-derived growth factor-like. The transcript is spliced from 6 exons. Bases 1 to 537 code for a protein of 178 amino acids. The record is from RefSeq and is a predicted model, not a curated record. NCBI's taxonomy places the organism in Eukaryota, Metazoa, Chordata, Amphibia, Anura, Pelobatidae.